UGGCUCAGGGCUGGCGCUGAAGCUUAGCGAGGCUGGAGGCCAGUGCCCUAGUCUGCGGGCAUCUGGGCUGCAGCCUAAUAGUCUCAAGGCGGGCAGGGGGCGACUGGACGGCCAGACAGACUUGCUGGCUGGCUACCUGUUUGGUUUGCUGUGUUCUGUGUUGGCAAUGGGUGCUGGUUUCCCACAGGAAAUCUUGGUGGCUGAGCAAAUUUGUGACCCAGGAAAUAGCAGCUAGAUGUCCGGGAUGCUGAUGCAAGGCUGGUGUGCAUUCUAAGGUCCUGGAGCAGUCCUGCCUACCAUGGACCCAGACCCCCAGGCGGGCGUGCAGGUGGGCAUGCGUGUGGUGCGUGGCGUGGACUGGAAGUGGGGCCAGCAGGAUGGCGGCGAGGGCGGCGUGGGCACAGUGGUGGAGCUCGGCCGCCACGGCAGCCCCUCGACCCCCGACCGCACGGUAGUCGUGCAGUGGGACCACGGCACCCGCACCAACUACCGCGCGGGCUACCAGGGCGCGCACGACCUGCUGCUCUACGACAACGCCCAGAUCGGCGUCCGCCACCCCAACAUCAUCUGUGACUGCUGCAAGAAGCAUGGGCUGCGGGGCAUGCGCUGGAAGUGCCGCGUCUGCUUCGACUACGACCUCUGCACGCAGUGCUACAUGCACAGCAAGCACGACCUGGCCCACGCUUUCGAGCGCUACGAGACAGCCCACUCGCGCCCGGUAACACUGAGUCCCCGCCAGGGCCUCCCAAGGAUCCCGUUGAGGGGCAUCUUCCAGGGGGCAAAGGUGGUACGGGGCCCCGACUGGGAGUGGGGCUCACAGGACGGAGGGGAAGGGAAACCAGGCCGAGUGGUGGACAUCCGUGGCUGGGAUGUGGAGACGGGUCGGAGUGUGGCCAGCGUGACGUGGGCCGAUGGCACCACCAAUGUGUACCGUGUGGGCCACAAGGGCAAAGUGGACCUCAAGUGUGUGGGCGAGGCGGCCGGCGGCUUCUACUACAAGGAGCACCUCCCAAGGCUCGGCAAGCCGGCAGAGCUGCAGCGCAGGGUGAGUGCGGACGGCCAGCCCUUCCAGCACGGGGACAAGGUUAAGUGUCUGCUGGACCCAGACAUCCUGAGGGAGAUGCAGGAAGGCCACGGCGGGUGGAACCCCAGGAUGGCGGAGUUUAUCGGACAGACGGGCACUGUGCACCGCAUCACGGACCGUGGGGACGUGCGUGUGCAGUUCAGCCAUGAGACCCGCUGGACCUUCCACCCUGGGGCUCUCACCAAGCACAACUCCUUCUGGGUGGGCGAUGUCGUGCGGGUCAUCGAUGACCUUGACACGGUGAAGCGGCUGCAGGCCGGGCACGGGGAGUGGACAGAUGACAUGGCCCCUGCCCUGGGCCAUGUUGGGAAUGUGGUGAAGGUUUUUGGAGAUGGGAACCUGCGUGUGGCAGUCGGUGGUCAGCUGUGGACCUUCAGCCCCUCCUGCCUGGUGGCCUACCGACCUGAGGAGGAUGCCAACCUGGACGUGGCUGAGCGUGCCAGGGAGAACAAAAGCUCCCUGAGCGUUGCACUGGACAAGCUUCGAGCCCAGAAGACUGACCCGGAGCACCCAGGGAGGCUGGUGGUGGAGGUGGCCCUGGGCAACAUGGCCCGGUCUCUGGACCUGCUUCGGAGGCACCCAGAGCAGGUGGACACCAAGAACCAGGGCAGGACUGCCCUGCUGGUGGCGGCCUACCUAGGUCAGGUGGAGUUGGUGCGGCUACUGCUGCAGGCACGGGCAGACGUGGACCUGCCUGACGAUGAGGGCAACACGGCGUUGCACUAUGCAGCCCUCGGGAACCAGCCCGAGGCUGCCCAGGUGCUCCUGAACUCAGGGUGCGGGGCCAAUGCUCUUAAUGGCACCCGGAGCGCAGCGCUGCACGUGGCUGUGCAGAGGGGCUUCCUGGAGGUAGUGAGGGUCCUGUGUGAGCACGGCUGUGACGUCAACCUGCCUGAUGCCCAUGCUGACACACCCCUGCACUGUGCCAUAUCAGCUGGCGCCGGCGCCAGCGGCAUCGUGGAGAUCCUCACUGAGGUGCCGGCCAUCGACGUUACUGCCACCAACAGCCAGGGCUUUACCCUGCUGCACCAUGCGUCUCUCAAAGGCCAUACGCUAGCCGUCAGGAGGAUCCUGGGACGGGCACGGCAGCUGGUGGAUGCCAAGAAGGAGGACGGCUUUACAGCAUUGCACCUGGCCGCCCUCAACAACCACCGGGAGGUCGCCCAGAUUCUCAUCCAAGAGGGCCACUGUGACGUGAAUGUUCGAAACCGUAAGCUCCAGUCCCCGCUGCACUUGGCUGUGCAGCAGGCCCACGUGGGGCUGGUGCCACUGCUGGUGGAUGCUGGCUGCAGCGUCAAUGCCGAGGACGAGGAGGGGGACACGGCCCUGCACGUGGCACUGCAACGCCAUCGGCUACUGUCUCUCGUGGCUGAUGGGGCCGGGGGGGACUCGGGGCCCUUACAGCUGCUGUCCAGGCUACAGGCCUCAGGCCUCCCGGGCAGCGCGGAGCUGACGGUGGGCACGGCGGUGGCCUGCUUCCUGGUGCUGGAGGGCGCCGACGUGAGCUACGCCAACCACCGCGGCCGGAGCCCGGUGGACCUGGCCGGCGAGGGCCCCUUGCUCAAGGCCUUGCAAGGCUGCGCCCAGCGCUUCCGCGAGCGGCAGGCGGGCGGCGGCGGGGGCGCGGCCCCGGGCCCGAGGCUGGUGCUCAGCACCCCUAACACCGUGACGAACCUGCACGUGGCCGCGCCGUCAGGGCCCGAGGCCGCUGAGUGCCUGGUGUGCUCCGAGCUGGCGCUGCUGGUGCUGUUCUCGCCGUGCCAGCACCGCACUGUGUGCGAGGAGUGCGCGCAGAGGAUGAAGAAAUGCAUCAGGUGCCAGGCGGUCAUCGGCAAAAAGCUGCGCCCAGACGGCACGGAGGUGGCCAGCGCGGCGCCCGCUCCCGGCCCGCCGCGGCAGCUGGUGGAGGAGCUGCAGAGCCGCUACCGGCAGAUGGAGGAGCGCAUCACCUGCCCGAUCUGCAUCGACAGCCACAUCCGCCUCGUGUUCCAGUGCGGCCACGGCGCGUGCGCGCCGUGUGGCGCCGCUCUCAGCGCCUGCCCCAUCUGCCGCCAGCCCAUCCGCGACCGCAUCCAGAUCUUCGUGUAGCCCGGCCGCGCCCCGUCUCGCUGCGGAGCCACGUCCCGCGGUCGCCUUCGCAAGCUCUCCCCCCCUCCCCCCUGUGUUUUAUAAAAAGAUUCUCGGACUUUG
Molecule: messenger RNA, 3274 nt
Organism: Ceratotherium simum simum (southern white rhinoceros)
Lineage: Eukaryota; Metazoa; Chordata; Mammalia; Perissodactyla; Rhinocerotidae
Gene: MIB2
Product: MIB E3 ubiquitin protein ligase 2
Biological process (GO): protein ubiquitination
Cellular component (GO): cytoplasm
Molecular function (GO): protein binding; ubiquitin-protein transferase activity; zinc ion binding
Source: RefSeq, a predicted model, not a curated record